AUGUCGCCCAGUACCCACCUCGCACGCGACGCUUCCCCAGGCACACGCCACGACAGAGGCAGAGGGAGAGGCAGAGCCAUCGCCGCGCCUGUGGAAGCGCUGGAUAUUGAGCAAGUCACAAUCAGCUCAACCUCUCAUCGCCAGCGCCAUGCCUCGUCGUCGCCCGAGGCCGGCCACUCCAAGUCAGAUCCGCCGCGGAUAAACUUCAAUGCCAACAUUGAAGCCAAAAUCAAAAACCCCCUCGUUGGCGUCCCUCGCGACACCCUCCUCAACGACGUCGACGAAUUUUGCCGCAGCAAGGGCCUCAAUGCCCACCGUACCCUCCUGCGCAAGGGCGCCCUCGUGGCCCAGGACCCGACCGGCUACGAGGACAUCACCGGCGACGAGGCCCUGACCCCCGACGAAGUCGAUGCGCUCCGCAACGAGGUCCUGCAUAAGUGGCGCGUGCCCCGCGUCCUGCUCCUCACCAUCGUCACCUGCUCCAUCGGCGCCGCCGUCCAGGGUUGGGACCAGACGGGUUCCAACGGCGCCAACCUUCAUCUGCCCCGCGCCCUCGGCAUCGGCGGCGACUCGACCGCCGACCAGCUGCGCGUCGGCCUCGUCAACUCGGCGCCCUACAUCGGCACCGCCCUGCUCGGCUGCUGGCUCUCGGACCCCAUGAACGACUAUUUCGGCCGCCGCGGCACCAUCUUCUUUGCCGCCAACUUUUGCCUCUGGCCGGUGCUGGCGAGCGCCUUCUGCCGCACCUGGCAGCAGCUCGUCGUCUGCCGCCUGCUGCUCGGCAUCGGCAUGGGCACCAAGGCCUCCACCGUGCCCAUCUAUGCGGCAGAAAACGCGCCCGCGCCUAUCCGUGGCGCCCUCGUCAUGAGCUGGCAGCUCUGGACCGCCUUUGGCAUCUUCCUCGGCACCUGCGCCAACCUCGUCGGUGAGAGAAUCGGCAGCGACGCCUGGCGCUACCAGCUCGGCGCCGCCUUCAUCCCCGCCGUGCCCCUUGCCCUCCUGAUCUACUGCUGCCCCGAGUCGCCGCGCUGGUACAUCAAGAAGAACCGCUACGCCGACGCCAUGGAUUCGCUGCUGCGGCUGCGUAACGACCCCCUCCAGGCGGCGCGCGACCUCUACUACAUCCACGUUCAGCUGCAGGCCGAGCGCGAGUUUGUCGGCAACACCCACUACGUGAAGCGCUUCAUCGAGCUCUUUACUAUUCCCCGCGUGCGGCGGGCGACGCUGGCGGCCUUUACCGUCAUGCUGGCGCAGCAAAUGUGCGGCAUCAACAUCAUUGCCUUUUACUCCUCCUCCGUCUUCCAGCACGCCGGCGCGUCCAACUUUCAGGCCCUGCUCGCGACCUGGGGCUUUGGCCUCAUCAACUUCCUCUUCGCCUUUCCCGCGAUUUGGACGAUUGACACCUUUGGCAGGCGCUCGCUGCUGCUCUUUACCUUUCCGCAGAUGUCGUGGACGCUGCUCGCUGCGGGGCUCUGCAACCUCAUCCCCGGCCAAAAGGGCGCGCACCUGGGCCUCGUCGCGCUCUUUGUCUACCUCUUUGCCGCCUUUUACUCACCCGGAGAAGGCCCAGUUCCUUAUACAUAUGCAGCAGAGAUUUUUGCGCUAUCGCAUCGCGAGGUCGGCAUGGCGUUUUCCGUGGCGACGUGCCUGUUCUGGGCCGCCGUGCUGUCCAUGACGCUGCCCGUGAUGCUGGGGACGAUGGGCGUCAUGGGCGUGUUUGGCUUCUACGCGGGGCUCAACAUUGUAGCGCUCGUCAUGAUUUUCCUCUGGGUGCCCGAGACGAAGCAGCGCACGCUCGAGGAGCUCGACUACAUCUUUGCGGUGCCGACGCGGGUGUUUAUGCAUUACCAGGUCACCAAGACGCUGCCCUGGUGGUACCGCCGCUACCUGCGCCGCGACAAGAAUGCGUUCUUGGAGCCGCUGUACCAGCUCGAUCUCGAGGACCACCAGGAUGCGGACGGCGCGGACCAUCCGUUUGAGAAUGAUAAAGCAAAGGUAGAGCUAAAGGAGAUGGUGGGCUUUACCACGGGCAUUGAUCCGCGGAAUGGAGAGGAGUCGUCUCUAUCGUCGGAUAUUAUUCAUUGA
This is a messenger RNA of Akanthomyces muscarius, 2085 nucleotides long. RefSeq lists its product as uncharacterized. The record is from RefSeq and is a predicted model, not a curated record. Bases 1 to 2085 code for a protein of 694 amino acids. Gene Ontology annotation, biological process: transmembrane transport. Lineage: Eukaryota; Fungi; Ascomycota; Sordariomycetes; Hypocreales; Cordycipitaceae. Gene Ontology annotation, cellular component: membrane. The transcript has 3 exons. Gene Ontology annotation, molecular function: myo-inositol:proton symporter activity.